AUGGAAACAGAAGAGAACAACACCAUAGAAGCAGCUCUAAGUGUUGAACAGGGGCAAGCGAAGGAGGAUCAAAUUCAUGAAUAUGUUCUUGCUUCUGCGCAUACCAUUGAUCAUGAUUCAUGGAAGCAAGUUGGGUUGAUGCUGGUAACAAGCUUCAACUGUGGAUACAUACUGAGCUUUUCAAAUCUCAUAUUGGUGCCUCUGGGUUGGACAUGGGGCAUCAUUUGUUUGCUUCUUGUGGGUCUCUUCACUGCCUAUGCUAACUGGCUCUUGGCAGGGUUUAACUUUAUCAAUGGCCAAAGGUUCAUCAGAUACAGAGAUCUUAUGGGCUUUCUUUAUGGUAGGAAGAAAACUGUUCCAUAUCACCUGGAUUUUCCAAUCCUUGACCCUUGUUCUUGGGAACAUGGGAUUCAUACUUCUUGGAGGAAGGGCACUCAAGUUGAUACCAAAUGUACAAAUGAAACAAGAAAUCAAUUCGGAGUGCAGCUCUUCUCCCUUGAGGCUCCAAUUCUUCGUCAUCGUCACCGGAGCCACCUACUUCUUGUUCGCAUUAUUGGUUCCAACAAUGUCGGCAAUGAGAAAAUGGUUGGCAGCCGCUAUGUUUCUUACCUUCGGUUGUCUCCAUACUUCUGGUGGUACUAG
Molecule: messenger RNA, 642 nt
Organism: Ilex paraguariensis (yerba mate)
Lineage: Eukaryota; Viridiplantae; Streptophyta; Magnoliopsida; Aquifoliales; Aquifoliaceae
Source: the annotation of a GenBank genome assembly